Carya illinoinensis is the source of this 2648-nucleotide messenger RNA. RefSeq names its product putative pentatricopeptide repeat-containing protein At1g12700, mitochondrial. Gene Ontology annotation, molecular function: protein binding. The transcript has 2 exons. Bases 295 to 1086 code for a protein of 263 amino acids. Lineage: Eukaryota; Viridiplantae; Streptophyta; Magnoliopsida; Fagales; Juglandaceae. The record is from RefSeq and is a predicted model, not a curated record.
CAGCAUUCAGCAGACAAAAGGUGUGGAAUCUUCGGUCCAUACAACCCCUCAAAAUGUUAUUCAUGGUGCUUGGAUGAACUUCCGGCCGUUACUGCCAUCUGCCCACGCUCUGGAAAUAUCUCUGGUGAAGAAGUUCUGGAUUUUGGAACAUAACGCGAUAUAUUCUGGUUUCCAAACUCAAAGAUUAUGAAAAUAGGAGGGAGAGCCGGAGACGAUGAAGAUGAGUAAUAGGGCUUCUGCCUCUGCUUAUCUAAUCUGAUCUGCUUGUGCUUUUCGUUCUCCUGGAAAUACUGAAUGGGUACAGCUCCUAAAUCUUUGAACUCUCUUAUUUUCUUCUUCUCGAAUCAUUUGAUUCUUGAUUAUCGUCGUGUAUGGCAUCUUUCAUUCCAUUCUUCAAGUACUUACUAUCUCCGUAGUGUAGCUACCAACUCUUCCACCAGAGUUCGAGAAUAUGGGGAAAGCCCCAAUCAGUUGUUGACAUAUGUAAGAGAUCAAUGCAAAACUGGGACCUUCAUGAAUCUUGACGGUGCAUUGGGCUUAUUCGAUCGGAUGGUCCGCAUGCACCCUUUGCCUUCUGUUGUGUCUUUUAAUCAAUUGCUGACAUCAAUUGCAAGAGCGAAGCAUCACUCAACUGUGAUCAAAUUGGUAAAACAAAUGGACUUGUUAGAAAUUGCUCCUAAUAUUCGUACUCUCACUAUUUUGGUUAAUUGCUUGUGCCAUCUUAACCGUGUGGAUUUGGGGUUCUCUGUUUUGGCAAAAAUUUUGAAACUUGGUUUUCAACCGGACUGUGUGUCUAUAAACACUCUUGUCAUGGGGCUCUGUCUGCAGGGUAAAAUUACUGAAGCGGUAAAUUUGGCUGAUGAAAUGGGGGAGAAGGGAUAUAAACCUGAUCUAUACACCUAUGCGACCAUAAUUAACGCACUGUGUAGGGUAGGUGAUGAGACAUCAAGGGCAGUAGAAUAUAUUGAAAUAAUGGUUGACAAGGGUUUCUUUGCAGAUGAAACAACUGCGAGCAUGGUGAUUGAGUUGUUGUGUGCUAAUAAAGUUGAUAAGACAAUUCGAGAGUGGUUUGAGAAGCUUUUGUAAAAGGCUUUCUUGGUUUUCAAUGCCAAGAACAUCUAUAUACUUCAUUGCUUCACUAGCUGAUCUAUAGGGAAUGCUUAUUUACUUCAAGUGAAUUUUAAAUCUCUCAUUUUUAUGGGCAAGAUUGAUCAGUCCUCCUCCUCUAUUAUCUUUCAUUGAAAUGUUUGUCUGGUGGAAAGCACUUAGAGCGGAAAUUAGACUCUGAGAUUUUGGUGGUUGUAUCUCCAUUGUUUCCUCCUGUGAAUGUAUUUAAAUUUUCCCUGAUGAUAUUAUGUUUGUGAGUAGUAUGUUGGAAAUGUUGUCUAAUAGAAAUAUUUAUUAUGCUGAAUUGUACUGCAUUAACCUCUAUGAUAAGGUGCAGUAAGUACCUUACUCAUUUUUAAAGCUGGGUGCCCUUGUAUCAUAAACUUGCUGUAACUUUUUGUAUAUUGGACUGUGAACCAAUCAAGACUAGUGUACAUUGAAUAGAUUAUCAACUUAAGGAAGUUGCUGAUAACGGGAUCUGCUUGUUUGUUCAUGGGCUAGAGUUUAAGCAAUUUAGUUGCAGUAAGGCACAAAAGGUAGCCGCUUGAUGAUCAUGAAAUCCUCUACUUUAUGAACAUGAGAGAUGCUCUCUAUUAUAAUUUAUAACAAAAGUAAGAUAUCAUGGACAUUUGCUGGUCUGAUCUUGCAUUGGUGCAAAACGUAGUGCUUACUGGUUAUACCACUGUGUUUACAAUCAGAAUGGACAAUCCAACUGUAAUCAGUCUAUGUUACCGUCUAUCUCAAACCUUCUGAUUGGCUUUGGCUUUGGUCAUAGCCCAACAUGAAUUUUUUCAAAUGGUCUGAACCUCAUGAUUUCUGAUUGCUAACCUGUUUACACAUAAUGCUCUUCUUUAGUGUCACCAAUGAUGCUUGAACCUUGAUUUAUCUGAUUGUCCAUAUGCUAGCAUUUUCCAUCAGAAGGCCACAAUGCCAUUUAAUUCUGUAUCACACAGCCGUCAGAAUUUAGAGUAAAGUACAUAGAAGUUAGUUUGGCUCUUCUGAUUGUUCCAUGCCUCCAUCCCUCCCAUUUAGAUAGAACUCCAUCUCUACUGCUUAGUUCUUUGUACUUUUGUGUACAUAUAGGUUGCUAGAUUUUCGAAAUUUGUAAGUGAAGAUGCAGAAAUGCUGUUAUCGAGCAACUGACGUUGUUUCUUCCCAACUUAUGUCUCAAAUGUAUUCUGUAACGUUUUUUGAAUUUACUUUCAGUAUAACUGAAUUUUGACCGCAGGAAGUGUGAAGUCAUCCACCUCUGCUGAGCAAUGCCAGGUGUGAAACAAGAUUAAAUAAUAUAACUCAGUGGGGGUCUUUAUUGAGCAAUUAUUGUAUUCCUAAGCACCAAGUAUAUUUGCUACAGGCAAUUCUUAUUCUUGUCCAAGCUGAUAUGUUGGCCUUUUACUUUUUCCUUUCUUCUACCUCAUUGCUUCUGCCCAUUUAUGUUUCUUAUUUUCAAGGCUUGUUUUGUUUGUAUUGCCAAAAAUGGUGUUUGUAAUUACAAGAUUAAAUUUGACUACGGUAGUUUGAAACUUGUGACUGCAGAAGAA